Molecule: messenger RNA, 370 nt
Organism: Metschnikowia bicuspidata var. bicuspidata NRRL YB-4993
Lineage: Eukaryota; Fungi; Ascomycota; Pichiomycetes; Serinales; Metschnikowiaceae
Exons: 1
Coding region: 28-264 (78 amino acids)
Source: RefSeq, a predicted model, not a curated record
GCGACAUUUCCCAGUCCAGGCCGGAACAUGCCAUGCCUGGCGUUUCUCAUGCCCAGAAAUCAGGCUGGCAUGGCAGUGCGGGGCAGAUCUGGCUAUCUCACUGGCCCUUUGCCUCUGGCAGAAUACGAGGUGCGCCGGGCGAAAAAGAAACCAAGCGGAACCCAGGGAAGUACACCGCCCAAAGAACAAAGUGCACCACGCAAAGAGCCAGAAGCUCACCAACCGGCACAACUUCCAGUGGAACGAAAAGUAGGCCGCCCAUAAAACAACAAGUGCAACCCUUACACAACAAGUAGAACCAAUAAACCACUAGACCACUAAAAGUAGCCAAUAAAAAAAAAGACAACUAGACCACUAAAAGUAGCCAAUA